GCAAGCACCCCGCCAUAAUCACGUGGCUAUUCACUUGUUGAACCUCGUCACUUUGUUCUAUCAUGUCUUUAUUCUUCUCUACGGACACUAGGUACGACGACACCUACGGCAGUCAAAUUUGAUUUUGCACAACAUGCCUAUCACUGUUAUUCUCGGAGCCCAAUGGGGCGACGAAGGCAAGGGCAAAUUGGUUGAUGGACAGUGCCAGGAGGCGCAACUCUGUGCCCGAGCCGCGGGUGGAAAUAACGCUGGACAUCUCGUGCGUGUAAACGGAGUUUCGUAUAGCUUUCAUCUCUUGCCCUCUGGGCUGAUCAACCCCAGAUGCAUGAACUUCAUUGGUUCGGGCGUAGUUUUCCAUGUCCCAAGUUUCUUUAGCGAGCUCAAGGAGCUUGAGAAAAACCUGACCGCGGUACAUGAUCGGAUCCUUGUUUCUGACAGGGUCAAUGUUCUCUUGGACCUGCACAUCGCAGUGGAUGGUCUCGAGGAGGAGGAACUCGGAGACGCAGCCAUCGGAACAACAAGACGCGGCAUUGGUCCCUGCUAUCAGACAAGUAGAGCGCGAACUGGCAUCAAAAUGACCGAUGUCUUCCACCCUGAAGUUUUCGAGCAGAAGUUGAGGCGCUUAGCCGACGGCUUUCAAAAGCGCUUCGGAGAACUGCUCGAAUACGACAUCGAGGCCGAGCUUGCUCGUUUCGAUGAGUACAGGCAAACGCUCAGCAAGUACGUCGUGGACGGCGUGGCCUUUAUGAGAUCCGCACAGGAGAGUAACAUGAAAAUUGUGAUCGAAGGCGCAAAUGCACUGAUGCUAGAUGUUGAUUAUGGUUCUUAUCCAUUCGUCACUUCCUCAAGUACUACGCUUGCUGGUAUUAUUGGUGGACUUGCACUGAACCCAAAGAAUAUCACGGAGACGGUUGGAGUGGUCAAGGCUUAUACCACCCGUGUCGGGGCCGGGGCCUUCAAGACCGAAGAUACCGAAGAGAUUGGCACCAAGCUCCAGGAGAUUGGACGCGAAUGGGGAACGUCGACUGGCCGCAGACGCCGAUGUGGAUGGCUUGACCUUGUUGCUGUCAAGUACGGUAACUCGAUCAAUUACUACGACAGCCUGAAUCUCACAAAGCUCGACGUUUUGGAUACUUUCGAAACGAUCAAGAUCGCCAUUGCCUACAAGAUCGAUGGAGAGGAACUGGAUUCUUACCCUGCGGAUCUUGAAAUCCUGAACCGAGCGGAGGUGGUUUACCACGAGAUGCCAGGCUGGCAAAAGCCGACCACCAACGCGAGGACCUACUACGACCUCCCUAGGGCGGCCCGCGAUUACGUUGAGUACAUCGAGAAGUUUGUUGGAGUCAAGAUCAAGUACAUUGGCACCGGUCCUGACCGUGAGGCCAUGAUCCAGCGUGCCUAAUUAUGCGAGAUAGAGGAGGCACCCGAUGCUUGACUUGGGUCGUGCGUAAGGAGUGUUGGCUGUCGGAGUCAUUCGGUGACCGAAGAAGAGUGUGCGCAUUUAGAGAAUAGACUUGGACUUCUCGCAGGUAGGUCAUGCUUUAGACUUCAAACCCCGUAUAGCUAGUUUGAGUUCUGGUAUCGUAUAGAUCGAUCCCGCUCGUUUCAAUGAAGGUCUCUCAGGAGACAGUAAUUGGACCAAUGCUGAUGCCUUGGCUGAGAUAAGUCUUUGUUACCGUAGGACUACUAAGACUCUAUCGCUGUUAAGUAAAUUUCGUAACCGAGAAAAGGUAUCUUGAUAAACCUAUGACCUA
Messenger RNA from Fusarium odoratissimum NRRL 54006, 1754 nucleotides. RefSeq names its product adenylosuccinate synthetase. Lineage: Eukaryota; Fungi; Ascomycota; Sordariomycetes; Hypocreales; Nectriaceae. Gene Ontology annotation, cellular component: cytoplasm. The record is from RefSeq and is a predicted model, not a curated record. The transcript is spliced from 22 exons. Gene Ontology annotation, biological process: IMP metabolic process; 'de novo' AMP biosynthetic process. Bases 134 to 1402 code for a protein of 422 amino acids. Gene Ontology annotation, molecular function: GTP binding; adenylosuccinate synthase activity.